GUUGUUUGACGAAGCUGAGUCCUAUACACCGCCCGCUGCUUUCCUGAUCAUGGCUUCUCCGAGUUCCUUCACCUACUAUUGCCCUCCAUCUUCCUCCCCUGUCUGGUCAGAGCCGCUGUACAGUCUGAGGCCCGAGCACGCGCGGGAGCGGUUGCAGGACGACUCAGUGGAAACAGUCACGUCCAUUGAACAGGCAAAAGUAGAAGAAAAAAUCCAAGAGGUCUUCAGUUCUUACAAGUUCAACCACCUUGUACCAAGGCUUAUUUUGCAGAGGGAGAAGCACUUCCAUUAUCUGAAAAGAGGCCUCCGACACCUGACAGAUGCCUAUGAGUGUCUAGAUGCCAGCCGCCCAUGGCUCUGCUAUUGGAUCCUGCACAGCCUGGAACUACUGGAUGAACCCAUCCCCCAGAUGGUGGCCACAGAUGUGUGUCAGUUCCUGGAGCUGUGUCAAAGCCCAGAAGGUGGCUUUGGAGGGGGCCCUGGCCAGUACCCACACCUUGCACCCACGUAUGCAGCAGUCAAUGCGCUGUGCAUCAUUGGCACCGAGGAGGCCUACGAUGUCAUUAACAGAGAGAAGCUUCUCCAGUAUUUGUACUCGCUGAAGCAACCCGAUGGCUCUUUUCUCAUGCACGUAGGAGGUGAGGUGGAUGUGAGAAGUGCCUACUGUGCUGCAUCAGUAGCUUCUCUGACCAACAUCGUCACUCCAGACCUGUUUGAGGGCACUGCCGAAUGGAUAGCAAGGUGCCAGAAUUGGGAAGGUGGAAUUGGCGGGGUGCCAGGGAUGGAAGCCCACGGUGGCUAUACUUUCUGUGGCCUGGCUGCACUGGUCAUCCUCAAGAAGGAGCGUUGCUUAAACUUGAAGAGCUUAUUACAAUGGGUGACGAGCCGGCAGAUGCGGUUUGAAGGUGGGUUUCAGGGCCGCUGCAACAAGCUGGUGGAUGGCUGCUACUCCUUCUGGCAGGCAGGGCUCCUGCCCCUGCUCCACCGCGCGCUGCACGCCCAAGGUGACCCUGCCCUCAGCAUGAGCCGAUGGAUGUUUCAUCAGCAGGCACUACAGGAGUACAUUCUCAUGUGCUGCCAGUGCCCUGCCGGGGGCCUUCUGGAUAAGCCUGGCAAGUCCCGAGACUUCUACCACACCUGCUACUGCCUGAGCGGCCUGUCCAUAGCCCAGCACUUCGGCAGCGGAGCCAUGCUGCACGACGUGGUCCUGGGUGUGCCGGAAAACGCCCUGCAGCCCACUCACCCUGUAUACAAUAUUGGACCAGAUAAGGUGAUCCAAGCCACCAUGCACUUUCUACAGAAGCCGGUCCCAGGCUUUGAGGAGCAUGAGGAUGAGGCAACAGCAGAGCCUGCCACUGACUAGAGGACACGAGGUCCCACGGGUCUGUGUUCACCCACCUCCCCAGUCAGACCAAGGUUUAUACAUUUCGAUACACACUGCAUUCUGUGCUGCACAAGCCUUGGCCACUGUGGAGUUUGGUUCUUUGUCCUUUCUUGUUAAACAAAACCGAUGGCUCCCAGUCUAGAGAACGCAGUGGCCUGGUUUUUUAAAGAUUCUUUCCAUUCCUGUUAAACCAAAAAUCUACCGGCCAUGCGGCAUCUGAACCUGGCUCUGACCUGGCCGGGGUUGGCUGGGGAACAGUGCAUGCUGGGAAGGAGCAGCCCUCUCGCCAGUGCUCCGGUCUGACCAUGGCAUUGGAAUGAAUGAAUGUCAGAGUAUUACCGUAUCCAGAGCCGCUGCUGCCCUUCCUACUCGCACCACCAUUCAGCCGCCAGAAGGUGGCUUCCCAUGGGUGGACAUGAGUCUGCUCGCUGCCAGGUGGGGACCUUAGGUCCCACCAAAAUGAAUUCUCCAGGAAAAGAAUGUGGUGGGGCUUCACUCUGAGGUGCCCGAGGCCCCCACCUCCCACCCUGGUCACCUGCAGGGGAAGGAGCUGGGGUCGGGGGAGAAAGGUCUUGGGAGAUGUGAGUCCCUCCCUGCCCACACUGGGCACUGACCACACAUCUCCAUGGCCAGCCUUGUGCACAGGCAGGACUUGCUUCAGCCCCUGGGGUGGUGACCUAGACCCGGAAAACCAAUUAUGAGUGAAAAAUGAACCUUUAGAUCAACUCUGUGCCAGAGGAAGCAGGAGCCUCAGAGCCCACCCCCCAGGCCCCCCACAUCAUGUGCCCCCAAAAAACCCCUCUGAUGGCUGCAAAGCAGCGCCUUCAGUCCCUGGCCAGUCUCGGUGUUGCCAUCUUUCUUCUACCGACUCCCAGCCCACCCUUCUCAGGCAGUGUUGUCUUCUCUCACCCAGAGUAUUAACACUACUAAGUCUUUCACCUUCAUUUCUGACUCAGGAUUUAUUCCCAUCCUACCCACUCCAGGCUUACAGAAAUAAAAUCAAGUGCUAGAUAAGCUGGUUGCCGCCAAGGCAGUAGCCAUGUAUACCUGGCCGGGGCAGGGCUGAGCGCUGCCCACCCAGGAGAACCCUUCCUUAGUCAGUGGGGUAUUGAGUUGGGUCACCUGUCCACUGCCACAGUCACAGCAAGUGCCAUGUUGCUGGUCUGGCCUUCCUGUAAGCAGCCGUGGGCUGUGGGCAGAUGGGGGCCCGGAGAUGCAGCAUGAGGCUCUUCUCAACAACUUUGGCCGUCUGCUGCCUCUAAUUCCCUAGUGCUUUGACGUUUGGGGCUGUGUAUUACCUCCUUGAAAUAAUAAAAGAAUAACAUUUUCUA
This is a messenger RNA of Sus scrofa (pig), 2715 nucleotides long. RefSeq names its product farnesyltransferase, CAAX box, beta (gene FNTB). Gene Ontology annotation, molecular function: protein farnesyltransferase activity. Gene Ontology annotation, biological process: protein farnesylation. NCBI's taxonomy places the organism in Eukaryota, Metazoa, Chordata, Mammalia, Artiodactyla, Suidae. The record is from RefSeq and is marked validated. Gene Ontology annotation, cellular component: protein farnesyltransferase complex.